AUGAUUGCAGCAAACGUCUCCCUCCCCCCAGGAGACUCACCGGACCUGAUUCUAGUCGCCGCCACCCCAGAAGAACGCAUAACUUCAAUCAAACUCAACAGUGUCGCCUGGAAAGGGCCCCUAGACAUCGAAACCUACAUUGAGCGCGAGAAUCAUCUUUUCGCUCAAAAUCUAACCCGCGACGGCCUGACAUGCUGGAUCCUGGUUGACAAGUCCGAGCCCGAAGGAGACCGUACGAUUCUCAGUUCUUGCGAGACGUACAAGAAGAAGGCGCUGCUUGCACACGGCGGGAGCGUGGAAGAUGUCUCUACGCACGGUAUCGGGAGUGUCUACUGCCGGCCGGAGUUCCGGGGCAAGGGAUACGCUAAGAGGAUGUUUGAGGAGUUGAGCGAGAAGAUUGAUACGUGGAAGAUGGAAGGGGAAGCGAGGGGGAAAGCUCUUUUUACUAUUCUUUUUUCGGAUAUUGGGAAGAGUUUCUAUGCGCAGUUUGGGUGGAAGCCGUUUUUGUCUUCGCAUAUGGCUCUUCCGCCAGCGGAUGAGGGACAGUCCAAUCAAAAUGGAAACGCUUUAGCAACGAGAGAUCUUUACGCGGAGGAUGUGGAGAAGUCAAUUUGCAAUAAGUCUGUUACUGCCAAGUUGCGUGAUCAGUUGCGUGACGCUUCGCAGAAAACGGCUGGUAGUAAGAUCGCGAUCAUUCCCGACUUUGACCAUUUCGUGUGGCACUGGGCGCGGGAGGAGUUUUUCUCGAAGAAUCUUUUGCCGCAUCGCUCUCCUCCUAUUAUCAAGGGCGCUGGAAAUGACGAGGCUCGUGUCUAUUGUGCAUGGAACCGCAAUUUCGGCGAGGAGCCCGAGGACAAUGUACUGUACAUUCUCCGUUGGGUGUAUGAUGAUCCCCAGUCGGCGGAGGAGGAGCAGACUUUGGUCCGAGCCAUGGCUGCUAUCUUGCGGCGGGCCCAGCGAGAGGCACAUGAAUGGAAUAUGCACGCAGUCGAGUUUUGGAACCCAACACCACUGCUGCAAAAGGCCGUGAAGAUGGUGGAUUCAGAUGCCCAGGUUGUGCAUCGUGAGAAGAGCAGUAUUUCCAGUUUGCGCUGGACCGGUGCGCAGCAAGGGCUUGGUGAUGACGUUGAGUGGUUCUUGAAUGAGAAAUACACUUGGUGUUGA
Penicillium longicatenatum is the source of this 1164-nucleotide messenger RNA. RefSeq lists its product as uncharacterized. Lineage: Eukaryota; Fungi; Ascomycota; Eurotiomycetes; Eurotiales; Aspergillaceae. The record is from RefSeq and is a predicted model, not a curated record. Bases 1 to 1164 code for a protein of 387 amino acids. The transcript has a single exon.